AACAAAAGCAAAAAAGAAGUACGACGAGGUGCACAGUCGAAUGGAACAGGGAAAUUUGUACGGAAAAGAAGUGUCUCUCGAUCGUGCAGUGUCGUGCAAAGCAAUCGAACAAGAAGUCUGAUAAAACAGUGUGCGUUUGUGCGUGUGUGCGAGUGAAGCAAUAAUCGUGGACCAUAUUGGGUGGGCGGAAGAACCGUGUACAAAGUGCGGGUGUACGAUGACGGAAGCUGUUGCUGUUUGAAGUUGGAAAGAUUAUAAAAAUCAAUCAAUCCUUCGUCUAAUGCAAGUGGCGAGCAGUUCAUCCCAAUCAGCUCUCGCUAGCAAAGCGCAUCAGGAGGGAGUCCCAGUUUACUACGUGUGAGAAAUCGAAGACCUGCUACGACUGCUACGAAUUAUCUCCUGCUGUUCCGCUCCUCCUGGACGAUGGUGGUGCUGUAAAAGUGUGUGCACGACCGCCUGUACGUGUACCCCAGCAGUGUACGGUCGUCGUCGUCGUCACCGUCGUGUGAUCCGCGACGAUUGCCGGCUUGGAGCAACAUUAAAAACUGCCAGUGUGUGCCGUAGUGAGCAUAGAAGGUGCGAGCGUGAGCAUAGUAUGCUCUGAGAAGUUUACACCGUGCUGCUGCUGCUGCUGCUGGGUGGUUCCUUCCCCCAAAACGAACGGGGCAAAAUUCGCCGAGAAUACACUACCAGCUCCCGUGCACUGUGCAAAAAUUUAAAAGUAGUUUGGUUCGCCCCAUAAACCCCAGGGAAGGUGUGUGACGGGAAGAAAGCAAGCGCGUGUGUGUGUGCAAAAAAAAGGGAUAGUCAAAAAGCGGGCAAGAAAGCUCUCCAUCUUAAAAGGUGGUUUGUAUUGCUUCCUCCUCCCGUUCCGGCUGCUGCUUGUGUGUUUCGACGAUUUUCUUUCUUCGCCUUUUUCAUGAAAUGUCAUGAGAAUAAACCGAAUCGAAGAUAGAAUGGAUGACAACAGUUCGCUCGGUCACCAGAACGGUGGCGGUAGUGGCGUUGGCCAGCUGAGCGGAAUCGGCGGAGCGGGGAGCGGCCAGGGCGGCGGCGGUAUCGGCGACAUGGCCAACAGUGGCGGUGCCGGCAGUGGGCUGGGUGGCAAGGGUGGUGCCGGCGGAGGCGGCGGCAACUGCGACGAUCAGAACAACAAAGCGCCGUCCCAGUACUCGAUUCCCGGCAUACUGCACUUCAUCCAGCACGAGUGGGCCCGUUUCGAGCUCGAACGAUCGCAGUGGGACGUGGACCGGGCAGAGCUGCAGGCUAAAAUCGCUGUACUGGUGGGCGAACGUAAGGGUCAGGAAUCCCUCAAGUCCGACCUGAUCCGGCGCAUUAAGAUGCUAGAGUAUGCUCUCAAACAGGAACGAGCCAAAUUCCAUCGGUUAAAGUACGGCGUCGAUCCGCCGAUGAACGACAUUAAACCGCCGACCGACGAGCCAGGAAUUGGAACAGAAGUAGCUCCCGAUCCGGAGGUACCGUACAGUUCCGUGUCGAACAUAACUUGGCGGCAGGGCCGGCUGCUGCUGCGUCAGUAUUUGCAAGAGAUCGGCUACACCGACACAAUCAUCGACAUCCGCUCGAACCGGGUGCGCUCGCUGCUCGGGCUGAACAACAACAGCGAGCAGGAGGAGAACCUCAGCCCGAACGUCAACGGUGGCACGGAGUCGAACAAGCGUGCCAGCGAGUCUCAAGGACGCCGAACGCCGGCCAAAAAACCAUCGUCCGUAACCGAAGCAAUGAUACUGGACUCGGAGGCGGCGGUCAUCGCCAACUUUGAGUUUCUGGCCCGGGAGGACGUGGAGAUGUCUGACGAUGACGAUGUCUCGGACGAGAUCGACGUGGUCGGCGACAGCGAGGAUACGGACAUGAAGACGACAAAACGGAAAGCCAAAGGAAGCACUUUGAACGACGAUAUCGACGCCGAAACUGAUGAAGUAAUCAAUGAGUUAAAUCCACUAACAGAAGGAUACAACAAAACUGGAAUGCCGCGUCAUCCAACGAUACCUGGCAUCGGAAAUGACGAGGAGGUGGAUUCGUCCCUCGGCGAGCUGGCCCAGCUGACGGUGAACAAUGAGACCGAGUCGCCGUACGACGUGUCCAACUCGAAGGAGCCAUACCGCAAAACGUGGAACGCCAAGUACACGCUCCGCUCGCACUUCGACGGCGUGCGGGCGCUGGCGUUCCACCCGCAGGAACCGGUCCUGAUCACUGCCUCCGAGGACCACACGCUCAAGCUGUGGAAUCUGCAGAAAACUGUGCCAGCGAAGAAGUCUGCUAGUCUCGACGUGGAACCUCUGUACACGUUCCGCUCGCAUAACGGCCCGGUGCUGUGUCUCGCCAUGUCGGCCACCGGCGAGCAGUGCUACUCGGGCGGGCUGGACGGUGCAAUCAACUGCUGGAACCUGCCGAGCUCCAACAUUGACCCGUACGACAGCUACGACCCGGAGGUGAUGCGCUGCACGAUCGACGGCCAUACCGAUGCCGUCUGGGGCCUGUCGGUGAACCACGCCAAGAACACGCUCGUCUCGUGCUCGGCGGACGGCACGGUGAAGCUGUGGUCGCCAUCCGGCAAGAUACCGACCAACAGCACCACCUUCACGUCCGAGACGGAGGGCAUCCCGACGUCGGUCGACUUCGUGAAGGACCAGAUCGACCGCAUCGUGGUCGCGUACAGCAGCACCCACUGCAUCAUCUACGACACCGAGACCGGCAAGCAGGUGGUGAAGCUCGAGGCAAGCAACGAGAUGUCCGGCAACCUCGGGAAGCACAUCAACAAGGUGAUCAGCCAUCCGACGCUGCCGCUCACGAUCACGGCGCACGAGGAUCGCCACAUCCGCUUCUGGGACAACGCCAGCGGUUCGCUGGUGCACUCGAUGGUCGCCCAUCUGGACGCGGUCACCAGCCUGGCGAUCGAUGCGCACGGACUCUACCUGCUGUCCGGUUCGCACGACUGCUCGAUCCGCCUCUGGCAUAUGGACAACAAGACGUGCGUCCAGGAGAUUACCGCGCAUCGGAAAAAGUUCGACGAAAGCAUACUGGACGUCGCCUUUCAUCCCUCGAAACCGUUCAUCGCCAGUGCUGGCGCUGACGCAAUCGCAAAGGUGUUCGUUUAAAGGGGCAAAUGGAAUGGGAAAAAAGCAAACACACGCGAGAAAGCCGAGCGCAACGGCGGUGAGUGUAAACGCCCCCGAUAGGAAAAAGGACACUUGGUGGUGGUCGCUUAAACGGGAAACGGAGCGCCCCCGGACAUCGUUGUUUCAAUGUCGCGCACCUGCUCUGGCUUCAUUUGAGGGCUUCACUAUACCUUUUUUUUUAAUUUCACUCUGAUCCUAUCCAUACCAACCAUCCGGUGCCACACGGAUCACUGCUGGAACUGCUAUGCUUGCUUGUUUCCACCUGCAUAGGUACACUUUAAAUGGUUUCCCAACCUCCCCCAUUUCACACACACACACACCUAAGGCCGAUGAUGAUGGUAUGACGGAAGUGUUGUUAUUCCUAGGGAAAAAGUGCGCGCUGACGAUGAGAUUUUUACCGUGUCAUUACCGCAAGUCAAAGCAGAUCAUCAUAGAAAGGGUCGUCGCGUAGGUUACAACUUCCGUUGCGAGAAAGAGAGAGAAAGAGAGAUACAUACCCGUGCGGGAAAGUAUGCGGAUUAAAUUAGACACGCGGUAAACACAAAUGAAGAUAAGCGAAUCGAGUAAGUUUAGUAAAAUAUAUUAUUAAUAAUUCACACCUAAACUCACUGACACACA
Anopheles coustani is the source of this 3755-nucleotide messenger RNA. It is a transcript of the gene Cka, whose product is annotated as striatin-4. The record is from RefSeq and is a predicted model, not a curated record. Lineage: Eukaryota; Metazoa; Arthropoda; Insecta; Diptera; Culicidae. Bases 930 to 3116 code for a protein of 728 amino acids. The transcript has 7 exons. Gene Ontology annotation, molecular function: protein binding.